AUGACAACCGAAUUGUGGAACGAAUGGCUUGAAACAUUCAAUAAUGACAUGCGAAAACAACAUAGAAAAAUUAUAAUUUUUGUUGAUAAUUGCACUGCACAUAACAACCCCCCAACUCUCUCUAAUGUACGAAUUGAGUUUCUUCCAGCAAACACAACCUCGAAACUCCAACCUCUGGACCAAGGCAUUAUUAAAAACUUCAAACUUUCUUAUCGAAAGGAAAUUGUAUUUGAAUUUUUGGCUUGCUUGGAUAAUAAUGAUUCUCCGAAAGUAAUCGUCUUGACUGCUAUAAUGAUCAGCCACAAAUCUUGGAACAAUGUGACUACACAAACAAUUCGUAACUGCUUUAGAAAAUGUGGAUUUGUGAAAACUAUUGAUAAUGAAGAAGAAGAAUUCCCUAUCACUUUAGAAGUUGACACUCAACAUAACACAUUAUCUACUGUUCUAGACGAUCAAUUGACGUUAGAAGAUUAUGUUGCUAUCGACGAUGAUUUAGCUGUUUGUGUGUCUCUUACAGACGAUGAGAUUUUUGCCAGUUUUAAUAACGAAGAAGGUAAUGACGAAGAAAAUGACGAAGAAGAAUCUUUUGAAGACCCCAUCGUAACAUCGAAGGAAGCCAAAUUAGGUCUUCGCGCCGUCUUAAGUUAUUUACAGAGAUAUGAUAUUGACGAUAGUGUGUUUUCUAGCAUUUUAAAUCUGGACAAUACUAUUGAUAAGGUAAACUCAAGCAGUUGCAAACAAUCAAAAAUAUCUGAUUUUUAA
Rhopalosiphum padi (bird cherry-oat aphid) is the source of this 762-nucleotide messenger RNA. Its product is annotated as tigger transposable element-derived protein 6-like. The record is from RefSeq and is a predicted model, not a curated record. The transcript has a single exon. Gene Ontology annotation, molecular function: DNA binding. NCBI's taxonomy places the organism in Eukaryota, Metazoa, Arthropoda, Insecta, Hemiptera, Aphididae. Gene Ontology annotation, cellular component: nucleus. The coding region runs from base 1 to 762 and encodes 253 amino acids.